CUAUCGAACUACCAAAAUUGUGUAAAACUGUAAAAUCCCAACCAAAUAAUAUUUCUAAACUUAGUAUAGAAAGGAAAUGUCAAAGGCUGUCCGCGAUAUGUUUACACACGCCAUUACUACUAUUCUUAUGUUUCAAACAAUCUAGAGAGAGUCAACUGGGCAGUCCAGUGACGGAGUUGAAGGAAGUGUAAAUGAUGUCAAUUUGGUCAACCAAUUUUCGAGGCCUAAGCAGACGUUUAUGUUUUUCCACCUUCCCCUUUAAUCACGUCUGCCUAUUAUUCUCCAUCUCCUUCAAUGUAGUAGUAUAUCAAUUCCGCAGUCCAGUUUCGUACAUAUACACGGUUAUAUUUGGCAAAACCGGGUUAUUGUGUUUAAUGGAUGACCAACUGCAAGAGAUCAAUCAGAGAGCCGAAUCCGAUGAUAUAUCAAAUUCAAGCAAUAAGGAGAGUAGGAUUUCCGGUGCCAAGUCGAAAAUGGACGGGGUAAAGAAAUGUCCGUCGCAUGUAAUCGAGGUGACAUGCGAUGAAUUUCUGGUGGAAAAUCAGAGAGUGUGUAGAAUAUGCCAUUUGAAUGGGAAGGAGAGUGGAGAGAAUUCGGUGGAGUUGAUCGAGCUCGGUUGUGGAUGCAAAGGGGAGCUCGGAGUUGCUCAUUUGCGUUGCGCUGAGGCGUGGUUUAGAGUGAGAGGAUAUAGAAUGUGUGAGAUAUGCAGUGAGACUGCAAAGAACAUCACUGGGCUGGGAGACAUCCAGUUCAUGGAGGAAUGGAGGGAGUCUCAAAGCCCAACAGGAGAGCGCACAAGGUGGUUGAGCGCCCACCUCUUGUGUAGCUUCUUGAUGGCGUUUCUGGUAAUAGCGUUCGUCCUCCCAUGGUUUUUUCGCGUAAAUAUCUUGUGAGGACACGGAACCGAAUCCUCAAUUUUGACAAAUUUUUGGAGAUAAUUAAGUUCUUUGGCAUGGCUCGCAUAGUCUUCUUGUUUUGGAUGGUGAAGUAAGAUUUUGUUACUUAGUAUUUUCAAGAAAUGAGCUUUCAUCGUGUAAUACAUAUAUCGAUUGUUUUGUUCC
Molecule: messenger RNA, 1061 nt
Organism: Salvia hispanica
Lineage: Eukaryota; Viridiplantae; Streptophyta; Magnoliopsida; Lamiales; Lamiaceae
Molecular function (GO): zinc ion binding
Source: RefSeq, a predicted model, not a curated record